Molecule: messenger RNA, 1296 nt
Organism: Cynoglossus semilaevis (tongue sole)
Lineage: Eukaryota; Metazoa; Chordata; Actinopteri; Pleuronectiformes; Cynoglossidae
Gene: dffb
Product: DNA fragmentation factor, beta polypeptide (caspase-activated DNase)
Exons: 7
Coding region: 51-1082 (343 amino acids)
Biological process (GO): apoptotic process; apoptotic DNA fragmentation
Cellular component (GO): cytoplasm; nucleus
Molecular function (GO): DNA endonuclease activity
Source: RefSeq, a predicted model, not a curated record
UCGCUCUUAGUCAAGCCCAAGAAGGGAAGAGGAAGCGGUAGGUACAGAUAAUGUUUGGUCUCUUUAUGAAAUGUAAACCUGUGAAAAUCAGGAGCUGCACUGAGAACAGAAAGUAUGGCGUAGCAGCUAAAAACUUGAAGGAGUUGCUCAAAAAAGGCUGCAAGACAUUACAGUUGCCACUGGCAGGUGCACGGGUGUGUUUGUAUGCUGAUGGGACACAAGUGACGGAGGAGUUUUUCCACACUCUGCCUGAUCACACUGAACUGGUUCUUCUGUCCAGAGAGCAGUCUUGGAGUGGAGCUCUAUGCGACAUAGGUCAGUUGCUGUGCCCAGACCAACACGGGGAUGACCUCAUCAAAGCAGCCAGGGGUCUUCUGUAUGAUGAGAAGUCUCCCAGGAGACGUAAAAUCCUGACUGACCUGCUGCAGAACCUGGAGGAUACGUCUGAGCUGGAGAGCAGAGAGGAAGAUGAGGAGUGGUUUAAAGGCAUUGAUGCUCGCUUCAAGACCAAGUCAGCCUACAUGAAGUUCAACUGUGAAAGCAGGAUUAGAGGUUACAUGAAGGAGGUGGAUGAAGCCACCAAAAGCAUUCAGAAAGCUACAGUCAAGGCAGAGUACUUGAAAACAUCCCAGUGUCUGAGUGACAUGCUAAAAGCAGACAGAUACAACAGCUCUUACUUUGACAGGACUGAAAAGGAAGUGGAUCGUCUCUGUACUCAGGAAGGAUGGUUCACCUGUCAGGGAUCAUUUGACUUGGAAGUGUGUCUGUCCCUACAUUCAAUUAAUCCCUACAGCAGCAGAGAAAGUAGGAUCAUCUUCAGCACGUGGAAUCUGGACCAUAGGAUAGAGAAGAAGAGGACCAUCAUUCCAGCUCUGACUGAAGCUCUGCAAAAUCACAAGUCUGCUGAUGUCAACCUGACCUACUUCUACCGCCUGUUGUUCACAAGGGAGAACCUGAAGCUGGUUCACAUCGUGUGCCACAAGAAAGGAGCCCACAACCUGCUGUGCGAUUCCAAGAAGAUUUUCAGACAAGACAGGAACAAUAACAAGAAAAAUCCAACAAAGAAGAGGCGCUUGAUGUAAUCAACCAAACCUUUAAUGAGCACAUUUUACAAACACUGUGUUAAAUGUGAUGAUGUGAUGUCACCCUUGACCAUGUAGAAAAAUGGACGUUUCCGUCACUGACACUGGAGCAACUUCCUGCAGUAGCUUUGUAUAAAUGUAAACAUACGGCCACUCAAUCUGGCCCUCUGACUGACAAGAACUUUUAGUGGCAUUAUUCCAACAGUUUUAAACU